AUGGGUAAUGUCUUUGCUGCCAGUGGACCUGCCGGUGGAUCAUUUGCGGCGCCAGAUCCACCUCCACCUCCUGGGUUAGAGAAGAUGAAAAAAAUCCAAAUGAAUUUCCAAAUCCCGAUCUUCAUAAAAGAACGAGGGGUAAUUAUUGUUUAUGUCUUUCCUUUAAAUUUUGAUGGUGUAAAAUUUAUGGUGAACAAGGGCCUCAGUAAUCAUUUUCAAAUAUCCCAUACAAUACAUUUAAGUUCUGUUACACCAGCUGGUUACAGAUUUGGAGCAACUUACGUUGGAACUAAGCAUGUGGGUCCACAUGAAGCAUAUCCAAUUUUAUUAGGGGACAUUGAUCCUAGUGGAAACAUGAAUGCGAACAUUUUACACCAGUUAACAGAUAGAAUUAAAGUCAAAUUGGCUUGCCAAUUUUCAACAUUAAAAAAUAAGCCAAUAUCUGCAACUCAGCUGCAGACAGAUUUUAGAGGAAAUCAAUUUUCUUCUUCAUUUACAGUAGCCAAUUUAGACAUAGUAAAUGAGUCAGGUUUGGUAGUCGCCCAUUAUUUGCGAUCUGUAUCGAAAAAAGUUGCAUUGGGGGCUGAAUUGGCUUAUCAAUUUGGACCUCAUGUUCCUGGUAAUGAAAUUGCUUUGUUGUCUUUGGCUGGUCGUUAUGAUGGUGCUGAAAGUGCAUUUUCAGGUACUAUAGGUGCACAUGCUUUACAUCUUUGUUUUUACCAAAAAGCUUCAGAGCAAUUACAAUUAGGGUGUGAGUUAGAAACGAAUUUCAGGAUGGGAGAGUCUACUGCUACUAUAGGUUAUCAAAUAGAUCUACCUAAAGUAGAUCUAGUUUUCAGAGGAAUGAUUGAUUCAAACUGGAAUGUAGGUGGCGUUUUGGAAAAAAAAUUGGGGCCGUUACCAUUUACGUUUUCCCUUUCCGGGAUGGUUAAUCAUUAUAAACAAAACUUUCGUUUAGGAUGUGGUUUUGUUAUCGGAUAA
Molecule: messenger RNA, 981 nt
Organism: Pediculus humanus corporis (human body louse)
Lineage: Eukaryota; Metazoa; Arthropoda; Insecta; Psocodea; Pediculidae
Product: mitochondrial import receptor subunit TOM40, putative
Exons: 8
Coding region: 1-981 (326 amino acids)
Biological process (GO): protein import into mitochondrial matrix
Cellular component (GO): mitochondrial outer membrane; mitochondrial outer membrane translocase complex
Molecular function (GO): transmembrane protein transporter activity
Source: RefSeq, a predicted model, not a curated record